Messenger RNA from Amphimedon queenslandica, 1792 nucleotides. RefSeq names its product facilitated trehalose transporter Tret1-2 homolog. Gene Ontology annotation, cellular component: membrane. Bases 18 to 1532 code for a protein of 504 amino acids. The record is from RefSeq and is a predicted model, not a curated record. The transcript is spliced from 3 exons. Gene Ontology annotation, biological process: transmembrane transport. NCBI's taxonomy places the organism in Eukaryota, Metazoa, Porifera, Demospongiae, Haplosclerida, Niphatidae. Gene Ontology annotation, molecular function: transmembrane transporter activity.
AUGCGCAGCAAUUCAAUAUGGCUACCACGCCAGUAGCCAUCAACAAUGAAAAAAUCCCUCUGCUGUCCAGCCUGUCCUCCAAUGGAAACGUUCCAGCAUGGAAAGCUAUUCAGAAAGAAAUAUGCAGCAAACAGCAAAGAAUAUGGGCCGUCACCCUGUUCUCUGUAAUGGCCGCGUCUACAUCUCUACUAGCCGGAUACACUCUUGCCUAUCCUUCAUGGGCCAUCCUUGAUCUAAGAGGUCUGGGUGAUGCCAGGAGUUUUAAGCACAAUAAACUAAUGGAGGGAUUGUUUGGAGCUAUGUCUCCCAUUGGUGCAGUGUUUGGUGGGUUGAUUGCUGGCUGGUCUGCCGACUGUAUAGGACGUAAACCCUCCCUAUUGCUCACUGCAGUACCUAGUACAAUUGGAUGGUCAGCAAUAGGUGCUACAUAUUUCAUAGAAAACAAGCUUGCAUUUGACGCAGUCAUAUUGAUUGGUCGCUUUUUAACUGGGUUUGGGAUUGGAUGGUCAAUGUUCUGUGCACCAGUUUACAUUGCAGAAGUCUCCUCCCCUGCUCUUAGGGGACUAUUCAGCUCUCUACCACUGUUUGUCAUGAAUAUUGGCAUACUGCUUGUGUAUAGCUUGGGAAUGGUGUCCUUUAUCAAAUUCUAUCACACAGCUUUCAUUGCUGCUAUUAUAUCAGUUAUUAUCUUCCUAGCUACAAUAAUUAUGCCGGAGUCUCCGCGUUUCCUGAUAAUGAAGAAAAAUACUGCGAAAGCAAUGAGAGUCAUAAAACAAUUGCGUGGGCCUAGAGGAAAUGUUAACGAAGAAUUUGAGGAGAUAAGUUAUGCUGUUGCGAUGCAGAGUGAUCUCUCCUUUUGUCAAGUGAUAAAAAAGUUUAAGCAGCGCCAAGUCUGGCUACCAUUCGUCCUCUUGAUGUUUAUAAUGUUCUUUAGACAGUUCUCAGGGAUCAAUGCUCUUAUAUUCUAUGCUGACCCCAUACUAAAGAAAGCUGGACUCAAACAUGUGAAAUUCAUUGCAUUGAUGACUGUAGGGGUGGCUGAAGUGGUACUGACAUUCGUGAGUAUCUUAGUGGUUGAUUUAUUUGGGAGAAAGAUACUCCUGGUAGUCAGUGCUUUAAUCAUGUCCAUUAGCUCUGGAGGGCUUGGAGUGAGUAGCUACUUUGAUAACGAUUGUAUGCCGUGUCCUUCAAUGAACUACCUAAUGAUUGCAUCACUAGCUUUAUUCAUUAUUGGAGUCUCCAUUGGGUUUGAUUCCAUACCAUACAUACUGAUACCAGAGCUGAUACCGCUUGAUGUUAGAGGAGCCCUUGGCGGUAUAUUGUCUGCUUUUCACUGGCUCUGUGCUGUUUUUGUUGCUGGCCUCUAUCUAUUGUGUGCUGGGUUUGAUGGAGCCAUAACAUGGUGGACAUUCGCUUUCUUUAAUCUUGCUUCAUUUGCCUUUGUUGCUGCUUUCCUUCCGGAGACAAAGGGAAAGAAGCUAGAGUCAGUAGGAAGAGAGCUAAGUCCUCAGAGAUACAGAUUGUGUUCCUAACAUUAUAUCACUAUAGCUAUUCUUUAUUAUGUUAUAAGAGCAUUGAAUGCUACUGCACUGUGUGUAGAGUAUUGGAAUGCAAUUAUAUGAUUUACGGCUUAUUUAAUAAAGCCUUCCUUGCACUGUGUGCAAUAACCCCCAUUAUUUUUAUAUUUUUCCCUGUUCAUUUUGGAGCUGAUAAAUUUCAUUUCUUUUUAUCAUAAGUAUUGCUAUGCAAUGAAAUCAAUUAUUAAAGUGCAAGACAACCACAAGGCAAUGAA